Molecule: messenger RNA, 1397 nt
Organism: Xylona heveae TC161
Lineage: Eukaryota; Fungi; Ascomycota; Xylonomycetes; Xylonales; Xylonaceae
Exons: 3
Coding region: 229-1098 (289 amino acids)
Biological process (GO): intra-Golgi vesicle-mediated transport; Golgi organization; protein transport
Cellular component (GO): COG complex; membrane
Source: RefSeq, a predicted model, not a curated record
CGAUUUAUCAGAUCCUUUCUGUGCCGUCCUCGAGCUUGCUAGCUCAACCCGGUUGAUUAUCUCCCUCUCCACUCCUUGCAUUCCAUCAUUAUUGUGGGGAUUGGAAUUGCUCCGGCCUCUGGCGAUACUUCACCUAAGGAGAAACUCAGAAGCAUUUUACUAAAGUCUGGACGUUUCCUUUUGCUGGCCCCCCGCCCUCUCUGCAGCCCUUGAGAAGCGUUGAUCACCAUGAGCCGGUUCUACUUCGGUGAUACGGAUAGCUCAUCGGGGCUUGAGGACGACGACUUGCCCUAUCCUGCCCCCCUUGCUCGCGCCGACUUCCUCCAACCGGAUUUCAGCCCGGCGGAAUACUUGUCAACUUUACGCAAUAGACAUCAGACCCUAGAAGAUCUUCGCGGAGAUCUCCGUAGCCGCUCUCAACUUGUAUCAAAAGAACUCCUCGAUCUAGUCAACAGCAAUUAUACCGAUUUCUUAUCCCUAGGUGGUAGCCUGAGGGGCGGCGAUGAAAAGGUUGAAGAGGUUCGGGUGGGAUUGCUCGGGUUCAAACGGGACAUAGAAGAUGUCCGGAAACGGGUCGAAAAGCGGGGAAAGGAGGUGGAGGAUCUGAUUCGCGAGCGAACAGGCCUACGGAGGCAAAUAAAUGUCGGCCGGGCGCUCCUCGAGGUUGACAGUCGGUUGACAGAAUUGGAGGGUCGGCUUAUGGUGAAAUAUGCUGGACAGUCUUCCCUUGACGACGAAACGGCAGAGGCAGGGUUUACCAGUGAGAGCGAAGAGGACUCCGAUGAAGAGGAAUAUUCCGAAGAUAAUAACGGUUCUCUAUCUAUAGCCAAGCUCAAGGGGCUUGUGCAGCGGUAUCUAUAUGUUACCCAGCUCAUUGACCACAUUGGCUCAGAGCACCCGUUUUUAAUAGCCCAAGAAUCUCGCUUGAUGCGGGUGCGCAACACUAUUUUGUUGGACUUGGGGACAGCGCUCAAGCACGCCAAAACAUCUCACACCAAAAGCCCUGAUCGAUUGAUGAAAAUCAUGGCGGUGUAUAGAGAGAUGGGCGAAGCCAAGGAAGCAGUUCAAGCCCUGAAAGAUUUGAAGCUUAAGGCUUAAGUAUCAUGUUAUGUAUACCGGCAUGGCUCUGGCGUCUUGGAAUUGGAAUUGGCGUGGCGUUCGCGGAGCAAAGUAGCAUCAAACCUGGAGAAUUCUCUUGCUUAGCCGAUGAAAGUUAUAAUUUUAAUAGUUUGAUACGUCUGUCCAUGUCGAGGUACCGCUAUAUAUCAAUUUGAACUCAUCCUGAAACUCGAAUGAUUUCAUAAAUGUUUGCAGGAUUGCUUCAACGCCUUAUCGAAAAUAGAAAAAGCUCAAAAUCUCCUGUUCGGAGAACAAUAAUAUAAUGAAGAGGAACCUGC